Messenger RNA from Misgurnus anguillicaudatus (oriental weatherfish), 2113 nucleotides. RefSeq lists its product as uncharacterized. The record is from RefSeq and is a predicted model, not a curated record. Gene Ontology annotation, biological process: regulation of transcription by RNA polymerase II. NCBI's taxonomy places the organism in Eukaryota, Metazoa, Chordata, Actinopteri, Cypriniformes, Cobitidae. Gene Ontology annotation, molecular function: DNA-binding transcription factor activity, RNA polymerase II-specific; RNA polymerase II cis-regulatory region sequence-specific DNA binding.
ACAGCUGAAGGGGGACGAAGAAGACGGAGUUGCACCGAGAGCCAACAUGGUGGAGCUAGUGUCUAUUCACUCGUUUUUAAUUAAACGCAUGAUGGCAGCCGCCGAUGAAAUAUUCGACGCUGUCAAAGACAAUAUUAUUGAAUAUCAGAAGGAAAUAGAACGACUAAAACAGGAAAACAGUCGUCUGAAGAACACACUGCGUUUCACAAUAAAACCCCGCCGCGCGGAAGCGAGCAACGGUCGCACAAACGCUCAAGGCACCGGUUCAGUCGGACUACAGCAAGAUGUACUGACGUCAGAGCUCUCAGAAAUCAAUGUGCAGAUGGAAGUGGCAACAGUGAUGUCCCUUGAGCCUACGAGUCAUGCAUCCACCAAUACAUCUGCUCUGUCUGAAGUUACCAAAGAGCAGGUACUCGCUCGGUGCCUCACACAUCCGCCAGAGUUGCUGGUAAAGAAUGAAGGCAAUGUUCGUUUGGAUGAACAAUCAUCAGUCACAGAUGGCUCAACUCAGUUUGACAAUCAGGCCGGUCGUUUAAGCUCACCUGACGUGCAACAUGGCAAUAUCAGUGACGGUCACAUUGAGUCUCCAGGACCGGAACAAGAGCCAAUUUCUCAUCAACCCUGCCAAAAAAAAUCUAAAGGGGAGCCUCCGAAGGCACUCCAGAAUCACCCGGUGAUUUGCAGCGUUUGCAGCAAGUCGUUCGGCAACAAGAAAUGCUUGCGGAUGCACAAGGUCGUGCACCAGAGCGAGAGACCUUUCGGCUGUGAUUCCUGCGGGUGGAGCUUUAAAUUGAAAUCUCACCUGACAGAACACAAAAGACUUCAUACGGGGGAUUAUCGCUAUAAAUGCCCAAAGUGUGAAAAGGGGUUUUCUCGGUCAAAUCUGGUCAAAAUGCACCUUAAAAGUGUUCAUUCAUCAUGAUGAGUGAUAAUAAUAUCUGUUAACCAUAACCAUGUGUGACAAGAAAUAAGAUGCAUCUCUUCAGUGUUAGUUUGAGUUUCUUUCUCUUUGUUUCUGACAAGAAGCACUUUUGUUUGUCAUUCGGUUUGUGUUAAUGUUUUGGUUCCCUCCAUGCAUGUCCAAAAUUAUCCUGUGCCCGGUUGCAUAAAACUCCUUAAGUAAGUGAUCCUUGAGCUAAGGGAUUUCUUUGAAAGAUUACCUUCUUCCUUAAGUUUUUAAGGAAAAUUAAAUUGGUACUAAGGACUUUGUAGCAACGCAUAGCAGAACUUAAAGGAACAGUAUGUAGGAUUGUGGCCAAAACUGGUAUUGCAAUCACAAAACUUGUGGCUAAAACUUGUACUGCAGUAAAACAACUGGUGGCCAAUACACAAAAUGACAACAAAAACAUCAGUUGAGGGCUGCAACUCCACUUUUUAAAUGACAAUAUCCUGGCCAGAUCACUGUUGUCAGUGAUAUAAGUAUUUAAAAUGAAAAUGAUUUCUUAAUGUCUAGUGACAUAUCAGGACCAUUUUAUGAUUAAUCGAUAUAAAUUUCUUACAUACUGUUCCUUUAAGGUAAUACUUUUAAGGGUAAAUACUUAUUGACAGCCUUAUAGUUCCCGAAGUAAACACUUAAGGAUUGUUCUUGCACCCCAUUUUUUAUUUAGGGCACCUUUAACCUUAUAUUUAGAGGGAUUUCUUAUCUUAAGGACUUUCAUGCAACCAGACACUGCCCUUUAAAAUAUGGAUGUGGUUUAAUUGAGGAGUUUUAUAAAUGUGUAUAUGACAAUCACUCACGUUUUACAAGUAACACCAUGAAAAGCAUGCCGUCUGGGGAAGAAUCUUGGAAUUACAGGGAUUUGCUGUUAUGUUUUGCCCUGCUUUUACAUUUAGUGACUUAUUACAGACUUUGCAGUUGCUCGUCUGGUUAGGACACCAUGUUAGUCAUAAAACUAUUUUAUGAUUGUUUGUAAGGUCUCCUUGUGUUGUUUUGAAAGGCACAUAAAUACAAUGCUUUGUUAUUACAUGUUUUACAUUUUAUCUAAAGUGAUUUACAAAGUGAAGUAAACAAUGAAGCGAUUGCUAUUAUCAUUAUUGCUUUAAAAAAGCAUCAAUAAUUACUUGGACAAAAUAAUAUUUUAAUAUGUGUAAAUAAAAUCUUUAAAUGUACCAU